This is a messenger RNA of Homalodisca vitripennis (glassy-winged sharpshooter), 5031 nucleotides long. RefSeq lists its product as uncharacterized. The record is from RefSeq and is a predicted model, not a curated record. Lineage: Eukaryota; Metazoa; Arthropoda; Insecta; Hemiptera; Cicadellidae.
GGUGCCGCGCUCGACUGACAUUAUCAUACGCGUUCGUGUCGGUGAAGUGUCAGUGUCAAUGCCGAACAUAGGAUAGGAAAGUGGAUCAGAAUGUACCUGACCAACGUAGUCCUCUGUGUGCUAUUCAUAUCGUCUACUAUAGCAUUGCCGAAGGAAGUCCAAAAUGCUACAGCUAUUGAAAGUCAAGCCGCUUCUGUACAAGAAGUCUCCCAGCCUCCUAUGACAGUACAGAAUGCUUCUCCUCAAGACUACCUGUUACCUUCAUAUUACACUUUCAACAAGGGUGAGCCUUUUUAUGUAGAAAAGGAUCCCUUAACCGGAGCAAUAGAUUUUAACAAGAAGACAACACCUACAAGUGCAGACAAAGUUGAAUCGAACACGUCAUCUGGUAUACAAGAUGAAAAAGGUGCUCCAUCUGAUGACAAUGAGAGUGAUUAUUUUUACGAUGAUCAAGAAUUUGCAGAUGAUGGCAUAGACAGAAAAGAUGGAAGUAUUGAGGGACCCAACAUUUAUCGACCAAAUGAUAUACUUCAGAACCCUUACAAAAUAUCACCGGAUUUGCACCAAUUUCUCAACUUACCUGUUCAUUACAGUUCAGGUGACAAGUUCCCUCUGAUUUCAAGUUCUUAUGCAAAUACAAAAGUUCAAGGAACAGGCAGUGCUUCUAGCUAUAGUAAUCACAAAUAUGUAACAACAUCAACUCAAUCUCCCUCCUACUAUACAAUGCCAACAUCAAAGUACACAACUCCAAAAAUACAAUACCAGUCAACAACCAUUAGGUCUACGACUACACCAUCAACAACAAAACUAACCUCAACUACAACAGAAGCAGAAGAAGAGUAUGAGAACACUGAUUAUAAUGAAUAUGAGGGAGAAGAUUCAGACACACCACUCGACAAUCAAGCGGUUCCUAGUGAACAUCACACUUAUAAGCCUGACACGACACGAUAUACUGUAACCACUUACAGACCUACGACUUUCCGGUUCACCACUACUACAACAACUGCAAAGCCAAAAACAAGUUCUUUGAAACCAAUAACUGAAAAUUCAAAGCAACAAGUCAGCAUUGUGACUUCUUUACCUCUAGAUAUUUACUAUUCAACAUCUCAGAAAUAUUCUGAAGCCUCCUCAACAAUAUCAACAUCUACCACACCAUUGUCAACAUCUGUCUCAACUGCUACUGCCAAUUUAACAAAUGAUUUAAUCACAGUAGAAGAAGAAGCAGCUACAAAUCCACCAAGUCAAUCUCAGAAGUAUAACACAAGUCCAUCCUACAAUGUUCCUGGAGAAGGAUUCUACCAAGGAUUUGGAGAGGAACCUUUCAGGCCAAUUUUCGGCACAUCUGAUACAGCUUUCAAACAGGAAGCUAACAAUAAAAUUCAGUACAAUAAAAAUGAGUAUUUGAAACCAAAACCUGAGGAUUAUAAUGAAUUCCAAAGAUUGCCUGCACACCAAAACAUUCCCUACAUCCAAAAUCCAACACUACCUCCAGAAAUGGAACCACCAAAACCUGAUGCCCCUCAAUCAUUUUUUCCUGAUCAACCAAUAAAAUUAGUACCAGGACAACACACUUCAGUCACUUUCAGUGAUUCAUCACAGUCAAACAUAAUUACUAGACCAAUCAAAGACAGUGUCUACGAAAGACCACCUCCUCCACCUCCUUUCAUUAAAGAUGCCACUAUUACUACAGAAUAUAAACCACAGAAUCCUGCUAUUUCAACUAGACCUGAAAACCAUCCAGUUUACAAUGGAUGGCCGUCUGAAAGACCAAUAUCAAGUGUGAAACCAAGACCACCACAAGAAUUCCCAGUGAAGUCAAAUUUUAAAGUACCAAGUAAAAUUGAAAAUCACUUUAUAAAAGUCUCACCUGAUCAAGAGAAUCCUAGUUAUUCUCUUCAAACCUCAUUUUCAAUUGGAGUUCCAGCAUCGUCUUCACAAGAAGACAAUAAAGAUUCAUUAGACACACGUCCAAGUCAAGGAGUUGGACAAGUAUUCUUCCCUGACAACACUCCAGCAGAAAACAAUCCCCCUGAUGUAAGUUUACCAUCUCAGGUUCUGAGACCUCCAAACAAUCGUGUUCCCAUCCAAAGCUAUCAACCUAACAGGCCUGGUUUUAGACAACCAAUACAUAUUCAGGCACAUCCCCCACCUCCUUACAGAGUGCCAAAUGAAGAUCCACCACAUCAGUUUAGAGAAACUGACAACUAUCCACGUCCACACUGGGAAAAUCAUAAUAAGCCAUUUUAUAAUCCAAUUCAAAAUGCUAUUCCAAAGAAGGAUGUAGUUUUACCUCAGAAUUAUCCAGGACUCAAUAGAGGGAAACCAGAAAAUAUCCAACGGCCUGAUCUACCCAAUAUUUUGCCCCAGUUCAGACCAAAUGCUAAGUUAGGCCAUGUUGACUACCACCAGCCAUUUGGAAAUCCUGGGGAUAGAAUGAGAGAACCACUGGACACUCUCCAGCCACCACCACUUCCUCAACCACAACACCUGAGGAUCAAUAGAAACGAUGAUGAAUCUGAAAUAGAAAGAGAGAUUAGUUCAGCAGAGAUCAAAGUUGAUCCACUUGUACAUAGGAGAUCUGGUCCACAGCCAUCCAGAGUAACAACACUACAGAUGAUGCAAAAUAAUCCUCAGAGAAAAUCUGGAAUUCGUCCAGAGUUUCCACUUGAAAACAGACAGUCCAUUGACAAAGAAAAACCCGUUUUCUUGGUAUAUCCCAGUUCCCAUGGAAUGGCCCACAAAUCAACUCCAGAGGAAGUAGUUGUUAUUGGAACACGGGCUCAAAGACCAAUACCUCCUGCAAACCUAGAAAAAGAUGAUCUUGAUUCGUUCCCACUAGAUGAUAAUAAGCACUUUCCAAUUCCAGGCAGAGAUAGAGUAGACACACCAAUAUUAAAAACUAAACUUCCAAAUAAACCGCUGGUCAAAAACGAUUUCCCUUACCCGAUAGUUAAACCACUUAGCAACAAUAUACCAGAAGAAAGAAUACUGUCCGCGGGUUCUAUUACAAAAGAAUACACAGCUUUCAGCCCUACUCCAGCUAGUAGUACAGAAGAAAACAAAGAUCAUGAUUCUGAAAUAAAUCUGAUACCAUACCUUCAAGACUACAUGCCAUUUGCCACAAAAAAACCUCAGAAUCUGUUAAAACCAUUGUUAAACAUGAAAAAAGACACAAAAGUUCCACAAAAGCCAAUAAUGACAAACCAAGUUAUUUCAACAACUUUAAAUACUAGUUUGUCAUCAUCAACGAUAAAAACUUCCACUGAGAGAGCCGAAGAAAAGAAAACAGAAAAUCAUGAGAAAAAAGAUUCAGAAAUGACAGUUUCAGCCACAAUGUACACACAACAGAGACCAGCUAACCACAAAGUUCCGGUUACUUAUACACCAUCAGAACCACAACCGGUGGGUUUCCAAGCACCGUUCAUGGCCAGUCUAAGUGCCCCAGAGAGCCAAGGUUGGACCGUAGUUACUGACAAGAAUCUCAAGCCUGUAGACUUACUGGAGGAGUCAGCAAAUGUAGACACUGAAGACAGUAAGUUUGACAUUGAAAACUUCAAACCCCAACUAUUCGGUGGAUUCAAACCUAUUCUACCAUCUUCAGAAGAAGAUUCAAAAGGAGUUGUUGGUGAAAAAGACAAAGAUGUUUUACUCAACAAAGGUGACAGAGAAGAGAGAGCUGUAAAAAGUGCAUCUUUUACAGGCAAGAACAAAAAUAAUUAAAAACCUCAAUAAAAAUUCCAUUUUAACAUAUCCGCAAACUUUUUAAAGACAUCAUUAAUUUGUUCUUAAUUUUGAUAAAUUACUGUACCCAAAAAAAUACUUUCCGUAACAUAAAUAUUCAAAAAUGAAACUGUUAACAUUACACAUUAUUUUGAAAUAUAGCCAUAUCUUGAAAAAAGUGCUGUAAGAUAAAAAUACACUUUUUAUUAUUAGUGCUUACAUUGUUUUUCGUAAUAAUACUAUUAUCUUGUAUAUUAAUACAUUUACUUCUCUUAAAAUUGCUUGCAUAAUAAAAUAGCCCUAAAAUCAAUACUUUCCUCGUAAAUACAAUUUUUGCUUUUUAUUUAAAUAAGGUAUUAAUUUGUUUGCUGUCUGUUUGUUUACAGGUACUUUACAUAAAAUUUAAGACAUACUUACAUAACCAAUUAAGCUGUUUUAAAUACUAUAUAAGACAUCUUACCAGCAGAUAAAUAUAAUUAGUUGUCACUUGUGUAAAUAGUAAAAAUUGUGCUAUAGGUGCUUAAUUUAUUUAUUUAAUUAGUUAAUUACUUCAAGUAUAAGACUGCAUCAGGAAACUUUGUCAAAUAUUACUACAAUAUAUCAUACUACCCAUUAAUAAUAAUAUUAGUAGUAUAAUAGUGUAAUUCUGAAUCAAGCAAGUAUUGUCAUUGGUUUUAUUUUAAGUUGUAGGUUUUAAGUACUAAAAAUUAUGUAUUAUUGUAUGCUUUUUUAGCUCAGUUAAACCAAUUUGUAAUAUUUAGAUGUAGGUAAUUUAUUUAUUAUUUCAUUUAUUGUACAUACUCUAGAGGCGUUAACGCUAAGUAUUUAUUGUAAUAGAUUUUGUAAAAUAUUUAGUUUUAAAUCUUGCCAGUGUUGCUGUAUGUAGUCUAACAUUUAUUUAUUGUUUAUAGAGAAUACAAUAUUCCAAAUGAUAUUUUAAUUUUUCUAAGUGGAAAAAUGUGUAGUAGUAAUUCCUCUGUCAAUGGAGUAAUCCAGAAAAUGUAUUUUAAGCGACUGGGGUCUGUUCAUCUUGGACUAAUUACAAAGGUCAUUUGGAAUAUGUCUACUAUGCUAAGCACAUAAUGGUAUGGGCUACUUGUUAUAAGGGCAUGGGCAGCUGUGGGGCCCUUAAGGGAUCAUACUGAUACUAUAUAACUUGUGAAGACAGUUUAUCACGUGUACCUAGUCACCAUAUUGUAUUUCUAUAAGUUCCCUCCAUUCUGUGUUACUCAUGAGUCAAAUAAACUACUAUGUUGUUUAUGUAUUGGUUUUGAUUCUUUAUACGGAAUUAUAAAAUAAUUUUCUUGUGGA